AGAAGAAGAAGGUACCCAGCUACGUACGGAUGAACUAGCUAGUUAGCUUUUUGCAGAACCGAGGAGGAGUAAUUGUUACAUUAGUAUUAUGUCCCUUAACGCGGCUUCUACAAGGCUUUAACUUCCCCUCAGUCACAUCUACAUGUGGAGAAAUCUUAAUUUGUUGAUUCAUAAGACUGUCUAUUUGGGCCAACAACCUUUUCGUACUCUAAUUAAGUGUUGGCAACCCAAAACAUUUUGGAAAGCGUUCUUUAUUUCUUCCUACACUAAACACCUGCCCUCACCUGUUCACCUAAAAACCUCAAAGACAAAGCAGCAUUCCACCUCAGCAUUUAGGAAACACUAUUUUCUGCAGAGACACACUCCCUGGACUUUCUUCCAGCAGCGCUACACCGAGCAGCCGGAUAUGUCUGAACAAAGGUUCCUAGUUGAAUACGCCAAACGCGGCACCGCGGGGUGCAAGAAAUGCAAGGACAAAAUUCAGAAGGGCAUCGUGCGCAUAGGGAAAAUCGUGCCAAAUCCUUUCAGUGAGUCUGCUGGGGAGAUGAAAGAGUGGUAUCACGUGAAGUGCAUAUUUGAGAAGCUGGAGAGGGCGAGAGCCACGACGAAGAAGAUAGAAGACCUGACGGAGCUAGAGGGCUGGGAGGAGCUGCAGGACGAGGACAAAGACCUCAUUAAUAAACACGUUUCAGACCUGAUGGCCAAAGUCAAUGCAAGUCCGAAGAAGAAGGUCCAGGCCAAGUUGAACACCUCCUGUCAGUUCAAGACUCCCCCUGCUGACCCCUCCGUCAAUGCUCCAAGGAAGUUUUCCGGCUUCACGGCUGCGAAGGCUGGUAGCUCAGGCAGCUCCAGCAGCCCCGGACCAUCACCCUCUCCUGCCAAAGCUGAGGGAGGCAGCCCCCUGUCCGCUCAGCUCUGUGACCCCCAGCACAAGGACUGCCUCUUCAGGGAGUUCCGCAAGCUCUGUGCGACGGUGGCCGAGAACAACAGCUACAACACCAAGACACAGAUUAUAGAGAAGUUCCUGAGGAAGGGCGCAGGAGGAGAUAAGUUCCACGGGGAUCUUUACCUGACCGUCAAACUGCUCCUGCCUGGUGUCGUUAAAAGUGUUUACAACCUUAACGAUAAGCAGAUAGUAAAACUCUUCAGUCGCAUAUUCAGAUCCAACCAGGACGACAUGGUGCGAGAUCUGGAUCAGGGCGACGUGUCUGAGACCGUACGGAUGUUUUUCGAAGAAAGUAAAUCCUUUCCUCCCGCUGCUAAGAGCCUCCUGACGAUCCAAGAGGUAGACGCAUCCUUGACCCGCCUCGCUCAGCUCACCAAAGAGGAUGAUCAGCAGAGCGAGCUGGAGAGCAUCGCCAAAAAAUGCACCAGCAACGACCUGAAAUGCAUCAUCAGGCUAAUUAAGCACGACUUGAAGAUGAACGCAGGCGCCAAACAUGUCUUGGAUGCCGUCGAUCUGAACGCUUACGAUGCUUUCAAGGCCUCACGCAACCUGGCUGAUGUGAUCGAGAGGGUUCUGAGAAACCAGCAGGAGGCCUCCAAUGGUUCUGGGCCCAGGAAGCUGCUCACCGUGGAGGCGUCGCUCAUGACCCCCGUCCAGCCCAUGUUGGCAGAGGCGUGCAAAUCCAUCGAGUAUGCAAUGAAGAAAUGUCCCAACGGGAUGUACUCAGAGAUUAAGUAUGACGGGGAGCGCGUGCAGGUCCACAAGAACGGAAACACCUUCAGCUACUUCAGCCGCAGCCUGAAACCGGUGCUGCCUCACAAGGUGGCCCACUUCAAGGAGUACAUCCCCCAGGCUUUCCCCGGCGGCCACAGCAUGAUUCUAGAUGCAGAGGUUCUCCUGAUCGACACAAAGACCAGCAAACCGCUUCCAUUCGGGACUCUAGGUGUUCACAAGAAAGCUGCUUUUCAAGAUGCCAAUGUCUGCCUUUUUGUUUUCGACUGCAUCUACUUCAACGGUGUGAGUCUCAUGGAAAGGCCGCUCUGCGAACGCAGAAAGUUCCUGCAUGACAACAUGACUGAAGUCCCAAACAGGAUCCUCUUCUCAGAGAUGAAGCACGUCACGAGGGCAGCAGACCUGGCUGACAUGAUAACCCGUGUUAUCAGAGAAGGACUGGAGGGUCUGGUGCUGAAGGACAUAAAGGGAACCUAUGAGCCGGGGAAGCGACACUGGCUGAAGGUGAAGAAGGAUUACUUGAACGAGGGGGCGAUGGCCGACACUGCUGACCUGGUGGUGCUCGGUGCUUUCUAUGGGAAAGGCUCCAACGGGGGCAUCAUGUCCAGCUUUCUGAUGGGCUGUUAUGACCCUGACUCGAGGAAAUGGUGCACAGUCACCAAGUGCUCCGGAGGCUAUGAUGACGCCAUGUUGGCCCGGCUCCAGAAAGAGCUGGAUGUGAUCAAAAUCAGCAAGGACCCCAGCAAAAUCCCCGGCUGGUUGAAAAUCGUCAAGAACUAUUAUCCAGAUUUCAUUAUCCGUGAUCCUGAGCAAGCGCCGGUCUGGGAGAUCACCGGCGCCGAGUUCUCCAAAUCCGAGAUGCACACGGCCGACGGCAUCUCCAUCCGCUUUCCCCGCAUGACGCGAAUCCGCGAUGACAAGGACUGGAAGACGGCCACCAACUUGCACCAGCUCAGGGAGCUGUUCCGCAUAUCCAAGGAAAACUGCGACUUUAAAGUGACGGCCGGUCCUUCCGCGUCCAACGACGACAAAGGCUCAUCAGGAGGAGACAGCGGAGGGAACUCGCCGUCCCCCUCGUCCAACGCAGGCGGUCCGUCCAAGAAGACGAGAAACAGCACACCUUCCAAACCAAAAGCCGUCAAAUCUGAGCCCCGCACCCCCAAAUCAGAGGCUCCCAGUGCAAAGAAGGUGAAGAAGAGCGACCCAAAUGUUCAGAGCAACGGACAAAGCAAAGAAACCGCUCAGCUGCUGCAGCCCAGAAACGACAAGACUCUGCUGGACAUCUUCACCGGGGUGAAACUCUUCCUUCCGGUCUCCGUCCAGGAGUUCGAUAAACUGAGGAGGUACUUCGUGGCGUACGACGGAGACCUGGUGCCCGAUUACGACGCCUCCUUGGCCACGCACACGCUCGGCGAUCCGGAGGAGGACAGCGGGGCUCAGAAAGUGUCUCCCAGCUGGAUCUGGGAAUGCAUCCGGAAGAGGCGCGUCGUACCGCCCUGCUGAGAGGGAAAGACUUUAAAUCUGCAGAACCAGGCUUUGGUUACAGGGCAGCUUUUGGGUUGAAGGUUCUCAGGACAUUUUAUUUUCAGCUUUUUAACUACUUUGGGCAACCAACAGGAUUUCUUUGCAGAACAAACAUGGAGUCUAAACUAAACAAUAGGAGGGCUGUGCUUCACUACUUUUUACUGCAGAACCAUAAAGAUCAUGAACUGAAAAUAAAAACUGGUGCUUCUCU
Messenger RNA from Cyprinodon tularosa, 3413 nucleotides. RefSeq names its product ligase III, DNA, ATP-dependent (gene lig3). Bases 143 to 3181 code for a protein of 1012 amino acids. The transcript has 21 exons. NCBI's taxonomy places the organism in Eukaryota, Metazoa, Chordata, Actinopteri, Cyprinodontiformes, Cyprinodontidae. The record is from RefSeq and is a predicted model, not a curated record. Gene Ontology annotation, cellular component: DNA ligase III-XRCC1 complex. Gene Ontology annotation, molecular function: DNA ligase (ATP) activity; zinc ion binding; DNA binding. Gene Ontology annotation, biological process: DNA recombination; double-strand break repair via alternative nonhomologous end joining; DNA biosynthetic process.